AUGACGCCGGACCCUGUCUGUGUGAGGGCAUCCACGACCAUUGAGGACGCUGCCAACCUGCUGCUGCGCAUGCGCAUUGGCAGGCUGCCGGUGGUGGAUGAUCAGAAACGACUGGUGGGCAUCAUCACGCGUGGAAACAUCAUCAAGGCCGCGUUGGAGGCCAGGCAAAGGAUGCAGAAUGAGUGA
Messenger RNA from Auxenochlorella protothecoides, 186 nucleotides. Its product is annotated as CBS domain-containing protein CBSX2, chloroplastic. The coding region runs from base 1 to 186 and encodes 61 amino acids. The record is from RefSeq and is a predicted model, not a curated record. NCBI's taxonomy places the organism in Eukaryota, Viridiplantae, Chlorophyta, Trebouxiophyceae, Chlorellales, Chlorellaceae. The transcript has 2 exons.